Pseudozyma hubeiensis SY62 is the source of this 1065-nucleotide messenger RNA. Its product is annotated as likely protein kinase. Gene Ontology annotation, cellular component: cytoplasm; nucleus. The transcript has a single exon. Gene Ontology annotation, molecular function: ATP binding; MAP kinase activity. NCBI's taxonomy places the organism in Eukaryota, Fungi, Basidiomycota, Ustilaginomycetes, Ustilaginales, Ustilaginaceae. Gene Ontology annotation, biological process: intracellular signal transduction; protein phosphorylation. The coding region runs from base 1 to 1065 and encodes 354 amino acids. The record is from RefSeq and is a predicted model, not a curated record.
AUGGCGCAAGCACACGGACAGCAGCCCAACCACAAUACCACCUUCAAGGUGGGCGAGACCUACAAGGUUGUCGAUGUGGUCGGCGAAGGAGCCUACGGAGUCGUCUGCUCCGCCAUCCACGUUCCCUCGAGCUCUCGCGUAGCCAUUAAGAAGAUCACACCCUUCGACCACUCGAUGUUCUGUCUUCGAACCCUGCGCGAGAUCAAACUGCUUCGCCACUUUAACCACGAAAACAUCAUCUCGAUCCUCGACAUUGUCAAACCUUCCGACUACGACAGCUUCUCGGAAGUCUACCUCAUCCAGGAACUCAUGGAGACCGAUAUGCAUCGAGUCAUUCGAACCCAAGAGCUGUCGGACGAUCACUGCCAGUACUUCAUCUACCAGACUCUGCGUGGAUUGAAGGCGCUUCAUUCGGCGCAGGUGUUGCAUCGAGAUUUGAAACCAUCGAAUCUGCUGUUGAACGCGAAUUGCGAUCUCAAGAUCUGCGAUUUCGGUCUGGCACGUUCGGCGAAUCAACCUGAAGCGGAGGGAACGGGUUUCAUGACCGAGUACGUUGCUACGCGAUGGUACCGUGCACCGGAAAUCAUGUUGACGUUCAAGGAGUAUACAAAGGCGAUCGAUGUUUGGUCGGUAGGUUGCAUCCUGGCCGAAAUGCUGUCCGGCAAACCUCUCUUCCCAGGUCGAGACUAUCACCACCAACUGUCGUUGACCCUCGAGAUCCUCGGUACGCCGUCGUUGGAUGACUUCUACGCGAUCACUUCGACUCGAUCGAGGGAUUACAUUCGAGCACUUCCAUUCCGAAAGAGGAGAAACUUUUCGCAGAUGUUCCCCAACGCAAACCCACUAGCGGUGGACCUCAUGGAGAAAUGUUUGACGUUCAGCCCGAGGAAGAGGAUCACCGUGGAGGAGGCACUGGCACAUCCGUAUUUGGAACCGUACCAUGAUCCAGAGGACGAACCGACGGCGGAACCGUUGGAUCCUAGCUUCUUCGAUUUCGAUUACUGUAAGGAACAGCUCUCGAGGAGCGAGCUCAAGAGGUUGAUUUACAACGAGAUUAUGCGUUGA